Ilex paraguariensis (yerba mate) is the source of this 762-nucleotide messenger RNA. The record is from the annotation of a GenBank genome assembly. Lineage: Eukaryota; Viridiplantae; Streptophyta; Magnoliopsida; Aquifoliales; Aquifoliaceae.
AUGGUUCUUCUCCUAGGAGCUUGCCCAGAGUAUGGGUGCUUGGUCUAUGAGUAUAUGUCCAAUGGAAGUUUAGAAGACCGGCUCUUCCAGAGAGGGAACUCUCCAACAAUCCCUUGGCAGCAUAGAUUCCGAAUUGCGGCUGAAAUUGGCACUGGCCUGCUUUUCCUCCACCAGACCAAACCAGAGCCACUCGUGCACCGUGAUCUAAAACCUGCCAAUAUCUUGCUUGACCACAACUAUGUCAGCAAGAUCAGUGAUGUUGGCUUGGCGAGGCUUGUCCCUCCUUCUGUAGCAGAUACUGUUACUCAAUAUCGGAUGACUUCCACUGCCGGGACUUUCUGCUAUAUUGAUCCAGAGUAUCAACAAACGGGAAUGCUCAGUGUAAAAUCUGACAUUUACUCUAUGGGGAUCAUUUUCCUACAGCUAAUAACGGCCAAGCCACCAAUAGGGUUGACUCACCAUGUUGAAAGGGCUAUUGAAAGAGGAACUUUUGCUGAGAUGUUGGAUCCAGCCUUGCCUGACUGGCCAAUUGAAGAAGCCUUAAGUCUUGCAAAGGUGGCACUCAAAUGUGCUGAGCUAAGACGGAAAGACCGGCCGGAUCUUGGGAACGUUGUCCUGCCAGAGCUAGAAAGAUUGAGAGCAAUUGCAGAAGAGAACAUGUGGCAGUCCAUGUCGUACAGUGCUGGUACUUCGCCCAACCAUAGUCAAGUUUCCAUGUCCCAAGUAAGUUGAGAUUACUUAAAGUCAAACCUCCAAGUUCAU